CGCCCUCUCCAGUUCCAGUUCCAGUUCCAGUUCCAGGCGGAUCAAUCGAAUUUCCAAACCCUAAACUAAAAGGCCAAACUCGCUGUAAUGGCGUGGUCGUCUGUAGUGAAACUGAGGGUUCCGAUCCCAAACUCGCUGGCGGCACUGCUACGCCGCUGCAGUUCUUCGGCUGCAGGAGAAACUGGCUUUGGCAAACAAAUCGAAAAUGAUGAACCCUUCGCUCCUGCGCCUCCAAAUCCUAUACCUAAUAGGCCUCUGAGACGCGAGAGACCCUUCCAGUCCCGCUCCGCCGCCCCUCCGCCGCCACUUCCUCCGCCGCCGCGAGCUUCUCACUUCCCCCAAAAUCAUAAUAAUGCGCAGCCACGGACGAGGACGGACAGGGAUGUUAAUUCCAAGGCUUCCAAUCGUGACGAUCACAUCUCCGAUGCUGCCUUCCUCGACAGAUUCAAGCUCCAGCCUCGUCACAACCAGCCCGACGGCGGGGAUCCCCAAACCCACUCUCCUACUACGGCAGCAGCUCCGCCUUCACCGAAAGAGGGCGGUGGCGAUGAAACUCAUCGGAACCCAACAAAUUCCGAUCGUUCCCACCACCCACAAUCGCCUCCUCCCGAGGCCGACGAGAUCUUCAGGAAGAUGAAGGAGACGGGGCUGAUCCCCAACGCUGUCGCGAUGCUCGACGGGCUGUGCAAGGACGGCCUUGUCCAGGACGCAAUGAAGCUCUUCGCUCAGAUGCGGGAGAAAGGAACAAUGCCGGAUGUGGUUAUUUAUACGGCGGUGGUGGAUGGCUUCUGCAAGGCCCAGAAGCUGGAGGAUGCCAAGAGGAUUUUCAGGAAGAUGAUCAGCAAUGGCAUCAACCCAAAUGCCUUCAGCUACACGGUGUUGAUCCAAGGACUGUACAAGUGUGCCCAGCUCGACGAUGCCCUGGAAUUCUGCUGCGAAAUGCUGGAAGCUGGCCAUUCUCCUAAUGUGACCACUUUCGUCGGCUUGGUGGAUGCCAUGUGUAGGCACAAGGGUAUGGAAGAAGCUCGGGGAGUCAUCAAAUCGUUGCGGGAGAAAGGGAUGUAUCUCAAUGACAAGGCCGUGAGGGAGUUCUUGGACAAGAAUGCGCCAUUAUCUUCGGCACUUUGGGAAGCUUUCUUUGGGAAGAAACCAACUCAAAACCUUUUCUGAGUUGCUCAGCUACUGCCCUGGUUAGUAUACAGAGCCUGUUAGCUGUAGGUCCGAGUUUCUUAUUGCUGCAAUUUUGUUAGAUUGCUAAUCACGGUUUUAAGUCCUCGGCGCCUAGUAAGCGAAUUCACAAGUGACACAGCUAACGCUCUGUAUUAGAAGUUCAGUUUCCUGUUUAGUGUUCACCUACUAUAAAACUUCUUUGUCCAAGAACAUUGUUUCAUACCUUCAGGGCCGGCCAAGUUGGCCGAGUUACUUCCAGUCAUUGCAACUGCCCUGCAGACGCCUUGAAGGCCCCAUUCAAGCAAUGUUCCAUGCAUCCAGCAACUUGGUCUCAUGUGGCGCGCUAUAGAAACAGAGACUAAAAACUUGGCAGGCUGCACUUCAGGUGUCGAGCUUUUUCUACAAGUUCCGGCAAUUAAAAUUGCCAUGCAUUUUCCAGUUUUUUCUAAUCUUAAGACGGCGUUUGGUAGUUUGGAUCAAAACUGAACUGAUCUAAUUUGCCCCUUCAAAUGCAACUAAGCUAAUGACCUCGUUUGUUUCAGUUAAAUGGAUACCGGAAUGUGUGACGUAGAAUCUGCAAAACUAUAAAUCUAUCUGCUCGAGGAAUCUUGUAGCACAUCUGACCUCGAGCUUCCCCUUGCAGCCACGAGGCUGAGAAGCUUGUUGUGUCCUCACUCGAGAUCAUUGAUCAACCUUUUCUCCAAUGCCCAACUACCCCUUGGUCCUGUUGGAUGAGUGAUUUUAUAGCGAGGGAUUUAAAGACCAAAUCUUUCAACUAAAAAUCUAGGAAUUUA
Molecule: messenger RNA, 1964 nt
Organism: Linum trigynum
Lineage: Eukaryota; Viridiplantae; Streptophyta; Magnoliopsida; Malpighiales; Linaceae
Source: the annotation of a GenBank genome assembly